Messenger RNA from Lactuca virosa, 1358 nucleotides. The record is from the annotation of a GenBank genome assembly. NCBI's taxonomy places the organism in Eukaryota, Viridiplantae, Streptophyta, Magnoliopsida, Asterales, Asteraceae.
UAAUGAAAGUCUUCUAUAGACACCUCUCUCCUUCUUCUUGAGUUGGCCAGAUCCUGUAAACACACUCUUUCUCUCUCUCUUCAAGCUUUCUCUCUCUAAAAAACUAAAAAAAUAUAAAACCCUUUAUGUUUCAUGUGUUCCCGAUACAUGUUUAACGUGAUUGAACCGAUACGCUCCCUUUAAUCAAUCCUUUCUCUCUCUAAAGUCAACAUGCACAAAUCUCAGUUGAUCCAUUUCUUUAUAUGAAAAAUUCCUUCAUUCUUCAUCAUAAAAGCUAUUGACUUUUUAAAGGAUCGUUCAGAGUAAUAUGAAGAACAACGAAGAACAAUCUCGAUCUCUGUUUGGCAUUUCUCUCUCUGAUCGACCAAAAUGGCAACAAUUUCUCAUCUGUUCUUCGGGGUUUUUCUUUGGGUAUCUCGUUAAUGGUGUUUGUGAGGAAUAUGUAUACAAUCGACUUAAAUUCAGUUAUGGCUGGUAUUUUACAUUCAUUCAAGGAUGGGUUUACCUUGCUUUAAUUUACUUGCAAGGUUUCACCACCAAGCAAAUGGUGAAUCCAUGGAAGACAUAUGUGAAGCUUUCAGCAGUACUCAUGGGUUCUCAUGGUCUCACCAAAGGGUCUUUAGCUUUCCUAAAUUACCCUGCUCAACUCAUGUUUAAAUCUACCAAGGUUCUUCCUGUGAUGGUCAUGGGGGCGUUUAUCCCUGGAUUAAGACGAAAAUACCCUCCACACGAAUAUGUAUCCGCUUUACUUCUGGUGGUGGGUCUAAUACUAUUCACACUUGCAGAUGCAAAUACUUCGCCUAAUUUUAGCAUUCUUGGUGUUGUUAUGGUUUCUGGUGCUUUGAUCAUGGAUUCAUUUCUUGGGAAUUUUCAAGAAGCUAUCUUUGCAAUGAAUCCCAAUACAACUCAGAUGGAGAUGCUAUUUUGCUCAACUGUUGUGGGUUUGCCUUUUUUGAUUCCUCCAAUGCUUUUGACAGGGGAAUUAUUCAAAGCUUGGAGUUCUUGUUGGCAGCAUCCUUAUGUCUAUGGCGUGUUGAUAUUCGAAGCAAUGGCGACAUUUAUCGGGCAGGUUUCCGUCCUUUCGCUCAUUGCCUUAUUUGGAGCCGCCACCACUGCCAUGAUAACAACAGCUAGAAAGGCGGUGACAUUGUUGCUAUCUUACUUGAUCUUCACAAAGCCAUUAACAGAGCAACAUGGGACCGGUUUGAUUCUAAUUGCAAUGGGAAUCGUGUUAAAAAUGAUCCCAGAGAACAAACCAACUCCAAGAAUGGUUCAGAAGAGGAAAGAAGUGCCUUUGGGUAAUGAUGAAAACAGAAGAAACCAAGAGGAAGAGGAAAGGAGACCUUUGGUUUAAUUGU